AUGUUCUUCCAAUCCAUCCUCGCCUGGACAGCGGCGCUGGCUUCGCUGAGCGGAGCGUCCGCGAAGCUCGAUCUUUCGUCCUCGAACAAUGUGGCUGUCUACUGGGGCCAGAACUCGUAUCGGGGGUCGGGGAACUUGGCGCAGCAGAAUCUGUCCUAUUAUUGCGACGAUCCCAACAUCGAUGUUCUUAUCCUGGCGUUUGUGAUGCGGGUGAACGGGGCAGGCGGCGUGCCCGAGUAUGACUUCGCCGACACCAGCAAGGCUUGUCCGUUGUUCAACGGGACCAAUUUGCCCAAUUGUCCGCAGAUUGGCAACGACAUCACCACGUGCCAGCAGAAAGGCAAGACGGUGAUCCUCUCCAUCGGCGGGGCGACGUACAGCGAAGGCGGGUUUGCGUCCGACGCGGCGGCGCAGGCCGGCGCCGACUUGGUCUGGCAGACGUUCGGUCCGCCGCCAUCCAGUAACAAAACGCUUCGCCCCUUCGGCAACGCCUCCGUCGACGGCUUCGACUUCGACUUCGAGGCCACCGUCAACAAGAUGGCCCCCUUCGCCAACCGCCUGCGCGCCCUCGCCGACACCGACCCCUCCAAGCCGUACUUCCUGACCGCGGCGCCGCAGUGCCCCUACCCCGACCUCGCCGACCAGGAGAUCCUCAACGGCCCCGUCUCCAUCGAUGCGGUCUGGGUGCAGUUCUACAACAACCCCUGCGGCCUGACCUCCUUCCAGCCGGGCCAGUCCACCCAGUCCUCCUUCAACUUCGCCCAGUGGGACACCUGGGCCCGCACCGUCUCGCAGAACAAGAACGUCAAGGUCCUCGUCGGGGCGCCCGCCAACACCGGCGCCGCGGGGUCCGGGUACGUCUCCAGCUCGCAGCUGCAGCAGGUCAUCCAGUACACCAAGUCCUUCAAGUCGUUUGGCGGCGUCAUGCUGUGGGAUGUCACCCAGGCGUACGGCAAUCCCGGGUACUUGAGUGGGAUUCGCUCCGCGUUGACGCAGACGAUGUCGAGGAUUUAUCAUAAGUUUCGGUAUCCGGUGAGUGGGUUGUAG
Molecule: messenger RNA, 1047 nt
Organism: Aspergillus aculeatus ATCC 16872
Lineage: Eukaryota; Fungi; Ascomycota; Eurotiomycetes; Eurotiales; Aspergillaceae
Product: glycoside hydrolase family 18 protein
Exons: 4
Coding region: 1-1047 (348 amino acids)
Biological process (GO): carbohydrate metabolic process
Cellular component (GO): extracellular region
Molecular function (GO): chitinase activity
Source: RefSeq, a predicted model, not a curated record